Aspergillus niger is the source of this 1105-nucleotide messenger RNA. RefSeq lists its product as uncharacterized. NCBI's taxonomy places the organism in Eukaryota, Fungi, Ascomycota, Eurotiomycetes, Eurotiales, Aspergillaceae. Gene Ontology annotation, molecular function: prenyltransferase activity. The record is from RefSeq and is a predicted model, not a curated record. Gene Ontology annotation, biological process: isoprenoid biosynthetic process. The annotation marks the transcript as partial. The transcript is spliced from 4 exons.
AUGAGGAACAAUCUAUCUCUUCGUUGGCCGGAGGACAUUCGAUAUAGAAAAGAUGUGAAUGACAGCGCUCCCUGCUAUUGUAUCACCUUCACCACCAGAAAGAAUAGAGACCAUUCUCCAGAUUGGCAAGUCUUUGCCCACAAUGACAAAGGAAGGAAGUCUACCGCUGUCAUGGAAGACACUGAGACCCGAGACCCAAACCCAGAUCCCAGAUGUUUUGUCCGACCUGCCUUAAAUAAAUUAUUACGGCGCCGAUGGAAUAUCUUCUGCCUGUCACCGGAAAAAGGUUCCGAAGCAAAAAAGAUGCUUUUGGCACUCAAUGAAUGGCUAGAGGUGCCCGAGAAGAAGCUCCAGGUCAUCGUUAGGGCGGUUAAUUUGCUACUCACCGCUUCUCUACUAAUAGGUGACAUCGAAGACGGGUCCUUGCUGAGACGGCGACAGCCAGUUACCCAUAAGGUCUUCGGUGUAGCGCAAACAAUCAACUCAGCCAAUCAUACAUAUUUCCUAGUUCAGCAGUGUGUACAGCAGCUCGGAAACCCACAGGUAGUCGAGAUUUUCACAGAAGAGCUACUGAAUCUCCAUCGAGGGCAAGGAAUGGACCUCUUCUGGCGCGAAACCCUUAUCUGCCCCACUGAAGAGGAGUACUUGGAUAUGAUAUCAAACAGGACCGGUAGGCUUUUCCGUCUUGCGAUUCGACCUUUGCAAGCCGAAAGCUUGCGAACCAGUUUCUGUCGCUCGUGGGCUUAAUUGGCCUGAUAUUUCGGAUCCAGGAUGAUUUCAAAAAUCUAUGGUCAGGCGCCUACACCACCAACAAAGGACUUUGCGAGGAUAUUACUCUGGGAAAGUUCUCGUUCCCAUCAUUCACAGCAUUCGCUCAAAUGCGGGAAACCGGCAGCCUCAACACAUUCUAUGGCAACGCAAUACUGAUAAGGAGCUGAAGGAAUGCGCAAGGGGCUUGAUCGAAUCGACCGAACGCGAUCAGUAUUGCAGACAAAAGAUAAUAUUGUAUAUGCAGGCUGCGCGGGCUUCGGUGAAGGAUGUUGAGCGCGAGCUUGGCGAAAACACCCAAACAGGUGCUGUCCUAGACUUCUUGAAACGGUAUUAG